GCAACGGUAGCUCUUCUCCACACGUUCGUCCAUCGCGCUCACAGCUGCACGUAUACUACUGUAUUAUGAUUGCUUGUCUGACCUUAACAAUUAAUUUUCCUGCUGCAUGCAUGUGUGUUAGUGCUGGCAGUUUGUUGCUUAUAUAUGAAGACCGUCAUCGAUCCAUGGUCGGGCUUGUGCUUGAGCCUGCGUGCUAGCUGCCGGCGGGCAGGUGUUCCUUACCGGUACGCCAGGCUAAGUAAUCUCAUCUGCAGAACAUGCUCUCGCCUCUCGCUCUACUGUUGGUUGAUCGUCUCGCCCGUUGUGUUGGAGACGUCUUCUCCACGUUUAGUCCAUCUCUCUGCAGGUGAGCACUGAGCACCAUAUGUAUCUAUGGAUCUAGCUAUAUAUAUAGCAGUAUGUAGCUGCGGAGAGGCCGGAGGCGGGAGCCCACAGUCACAGACAGGUGCGUAUGUGGGCGGAACGAUGAAGAGGCGCUCUUCGGGGCGCCGCUGCGACAGGGCCUGGGGCCGGCGGCGCGCCGAUGCCCCAUCGCUUGCUCCGGCGGACGGCAGCGCAGCGGUGACCGGGUGGCUUCAGUUUUAUGCCGGCCGGCUCCGCCAGUGUCUAGCAUGCAGUAGCUAAUUUGAUUAUAUAUAUGCCAAUCCUAUUUCUCUAAAAUAUAGCAAUACUGUGAAUAAUAAAAUAUACAUAUCCGCUGCAGGCAGCCAAGCAAAGAUCUUUGGGACAGGUAUAUAGCUAAGAUCUUUGGCGCUUGCUAGAAUUUUCGGAAUAGCCAGCUGGCUCGGGCAUCUCCUUGCCAAGAUCUUUGGGACAGGUGACCACCAGUUGCAUGGGUGAAUCCCAGACGACGACCACAUCUGAUGAGACAUACACAACGUCGUCGUCUUUGUCAUCAUUCUACCUGACAGUUGAGAAGACGACGACCACAACUGAUCAGAUGUACACAGCGCCACCGUCUUUACCAUCAUUGUACCUUACACCCAAGGAGACGCUGAACAAUGGUGUCAUUUCGAUAAGCAACUACAACACUGAUGAAGCACCUUCGCCGCAACCUGUAUCGUUGGUAUCUGAUGAGAUAGACAUUUCUGAAUCAUCACCUCCGCCAUCUCCGUCGCCACAUACAGUGGAUGAGAUGGACAACUCUGAGGAGUCACCUUCACCUUUGUCUCACACCAUAGAACUCCAAAUGUUUGAGGUACCAACCACCUCAGGCAAUAAUGAGGAGGACGAGGAGGAUGACGAUUCUUUUAGAGAAUGGGAGAGUGAUUAAAUGUUUUCAUCAGUUAACAACACCUCAAUUGUAGAUAGGCAUCAGCGAUAUGAUGUAAUAUAGGUGGAGACAUGUUUGUCGUAUGGAUUUGUUUGAAAUGGUAAGACAUGUUUGAUGCGUAUACUUCUAGCC
This is a messenger RNA of Zea mays, 1405 nucleotides long. RefSeq lists its product as uncharacterized. The record is from RefSeq and is marked validated. NCBI's taxonomy places the organism in Eukaryota, Viridiplantae, Streptophyta, Magnoliopsida, Poales, Poaceae.